AUGUCUGGAGAACUGCUGCAAGGUGCAGUACUUCUGGAGCCUGGAGUUAUGGUUCCUGCGAGCCCCACCUCGGCGGCCCAGGAGGAUCCCGAGUCCCGGCAGGAAGAUUUAUUCCAGGAUGCAGAUCCGUGCAAUGAUCCAAGUUGUCAUACCUCGCCAGGUGCUACUGUAAACACUCUUGUGCCAGAAGGAAAAAUUUUUCCAAAGAUUAUCCAAACAAAUGAACUUUUGUUUUAUGAGAGAUUCAGAGCCUAUCAAGAUUACAUUUUAGCUGACUGUAAGGCAUCUGAGGUAAAGGAAUUCAUAGCCAGCUUUUUGGAAAAGGUCCUUGAGCCAUCUGGAUGGUGGGCAGUCUGGCACACUGAUGUGUUUGAGGUGCUUGUUGAGGUUACAAACGUGAACUUUUCAGCCUUGAAGGCAGUAGUGAGACUUGCAGAGCCAUGUGUUCAUGAAUCUAAGUUUAACCUUUUUACCUUGGAGAAUGUGAAGGAGUUUUUGGACCUGGAGGAGUCUCAGCUGCCUCUACAGGAGUUAUGGGUGGUGUCUGAUGACUCACAGGAAUCUCACCAGACGGCACUUGCAAUUGAGCAUGUCAGGUUUUUCUACAAAAACAUUUGGAGAAGUUGGGAUGAAGAAGAGGAGGAUGAGUAUGAUUAUUUUGUCCGAUGUGUUGAACCUCGACUGAGAUUGUAUUACGAUAUACUUGAAGAUCGAGUUCCCUCAGGACUUGUUGAUGACUACCACGAUCUUUUGUCUCAAUGUGAACAGAGUUACACCAAAUUUUUAAAUCUGAGAAGUAUUUUGACGAAUUCUAAUUCUAAUACUGCACAGGCAAAGUUCAUGGUGGAAGGGAUAAAUUUGUUUUCAGAUAUUGAAUACUUGAAACGGAAGUUAAAACUCAUUGAGAACCCUUUGUUGAGAUAUCUUUUCGGUUAUCCUAAGAACACUGUCAUCAAAGCCAAGGGCACUCGUCAAAAUGGCCAGAAGGUUACCCAUGUGGUUUCCUCCACCAUGAAGACAGGUCUACUACGGUCUCUGUUUAGGGACAGAUUUUGUGAGGAGUCUUGCAAAGAAGAAGAAACAGAAAUUCAGUUCCAUAGUGAUGUGUUGUCUGCUAUAAAUGCCUGCCAUGAGGGUGACACUGUUAUUAUCUGUCCUGGCCAUUAUGUGGUUCACGGUACCUGCUCCAUAGUUGACUCUAUUGAAUUGGAAGGAUAUGGUUUACCAGAUGAUAUUGUCAUAGAAAAGAAGGGCAAAGGAGAUACUUUUUUGGAUUGCACGGGUAUGGAAGUUAAAAUUUCAAGCAUAAAAUUUAUUCAGCAUGAUUCUGUGGAAGGAAUCUUAAGGAUUUGCCACGGCAAGACCACACUGGAGAACUGUGUACUGCAAUGUGAAACUACGGGAGUCACAGUACGCACAUCAGCAGAAUUUUUCAUGAAGAACUCAGAUGUAUAUGGUGCCAAGGGGGCCGGUAUAGAAAUAUAUCCUGGGAGUAAGUGUACACUGACUGACAACGAGAUCCAUCACUGCAAGGAAGGGAUUCUCGUUAAGGACUUCCUUGAUGAGUAUUGCGUUAUUCCCAAAAUUUCUAUGAUAAAUAACAUCAUACAUAACAAUGAAGGUUAUGGAGUUGUUUUGGUGAAGCCUACAGAUGUCUGCAACCUACAGGAAAAUGCCAAAGAUGAACUUAACAAUAAUACAAUCCAGGAAAAUAGAGAGGUGGAUGCCACUGAAGAAGGAUUAGAUUUGGAAGAAAGGCUUCAGGGUGUUGCUAACAAAAUGGAGCUUUCUGCCACAGAUGACAUUUCUGAACAAGCUAAGGGAAACUGUGAAACUAUAACCGAACUGCUUCCUACUUCCACGAAAAAAGGCCAGGUGAAGAAAAGAUUGAGCAAACCUGGGAUCAUAGAAGCUGAGGGCAACAUAACGUCAGAGGAGAUGUUUGUUGAAAUUACGGGAAACCAGUUUAAGCGAAAUGGCAAAGGGGGUUUUGGCAUAUUUCAUUACUCGGUACGAUGA
Phodopus roborovskii (desert hamster) is the source of this 2019-nucleotide messenger RNA. Its product is annotated as SHC SH2 domain-binding protein 1. The record is from RefSeq and is a predicted model, not a curated record. The transcript is spliced from 13 exons. Bases 1 to 2019 code for a protein of 672 amino acids. NCBI's taxonomy places the organism in Eukaryota, Metazoa, Chordata, Mammalia, Rodentia, Cricetidae. Gene Ontology annotation, biological process: fibroblast growth factor receptor signaling pathway.